Manis pentadactyla (Chinese pangolin) is the source of this 4475-nucleotide messenger RNA. It is a transcript of the gene STK17B, whose product is annotated as serine/threonine kinase 17b. Gene Ontology annotation, biological process: intracellular signal transduction; positive regulation of apoptotic process; protein phosphorylation. Gene Ontology annotation, molecular function: ATP binding; protein serine/threonine kinase activity. The transcript has 8 exons. The record is from RefSeq and is a predicted model, not a curated record. Gene Ontology annotation, cellular component: nucleus. Bases 311 to 1429 code for a protein of 372 amino acids. Lineage: Eukaryota; Metazoa; Chordata; Mammalia; Pholidota; Manidae.
CCGCAACGCGGCUGCAGUUUUCAAACCUCAACUGUAAGCCCUGGUCCCCGAUUCCGCUGUCGUCGCCGGGAGCCACCUCAGAGGGGCCAGGCCACAGUUGCUGGCCGUUGUACGGAAGAGUACAAGUGCGUCUUGCCACCUCGGAGCUGCCCGGCGCCUUCAGCGGGCUGGAGCGGGAGAGCGCGUCCUGUGGCGGCCGCCGGCUUGGGGCGGGACGGGAGCCCCCUUGGAGGGGGCAGCCGCGGCAGAACCUGCUGCGGCUGAACGGUAAAAAUAAGUGACUAAAGAGUAUAUCUGGGAGUCAUCUAACAUGUCAAGGAGAAGAUUUGAUUGCCGAAGUAUUUCAGGCUUGCUAACUACAAUGCCUCAAACUCCAAUGAAAAUGGAAAACUUUAAUAAUUUUUAUACACUUACAUCUAAAGAGCUAGGAAGAGGAAAAUUUGCUGUGGUUAGACAGUGCAUAUCAAAAUCUACUGGCCAGGAAUAUGCUGCAAAAUUUCUUAAGAAGAGAAGAAGAGGACAGGAUUGUCGAGCAGAGAUUCUACAUGAGAUUGCUGUGCUUGAACUGACAAAGUCCUGUCCCCACGUGAUUAAUCUUCAUGAAGUCUAUGAAAAUACAAGUGAAAUUAUUUUGAUAUUGGAAUAUGCUGCAGGUGGAGAGAUUUUCAACUUGUGUUUACCUGAGCUGGCUGAAAUGGUCUCUGAAAAUGACAUUGUCAGACUCAUUAAACAAAUACUUGAAGGAGUUUAUUAUCUACAUCAGAAUAACAUUGUACACCUUGAUUUAAAGCCACAGAAUAUAUUAUUGAGCAGCAUAUACCCUCUUGGGGACAUAAAAAUUGUAGACUUUGGAAUGUCUCGAAAAAUAGGGAAUGCAUGUGAACUUCGGGAAAUCAUGGGAACACCAGAAUACUUAGCUCCAGAAAUCCUAAACUAUGAUCCUAUUACCACAGCAACUGAUAUGUGGAAUAUUGGUAUUAUAGCAUAUAUGUUGUUAACUCAUACAUCCCCAUUUGUGGGAGAAGAUAAUCAAGAAACAUACCUCAAUAUUUCUCAAGUUAAUGUAGAUUAUUCAGAAGAAAUGUUUUCAUCAGUUUCACAGAUGGCCACAGACUUUAUCCAGAGCCUUUUAGUAAAAAAUCCAGAGAAAAGACCAACAGCAGAAAUCUGCCUUUCUCAUUCGUGGCUACAGCAAUGGGACUUUGGAAACUUGUUUCAUCCUGAAGAAACUUCCAGUUCCUCUCAAAGUCAGGAACAUACGAUAAGGUCCUUGGAAGACAAGACUUCUAAAUCCUCUUGUAAUGGAACUUGUAGUGACCGAGAAGACAAAGAGAAUAUCCCAGAGGAUAGCAGCAUGGUUUCCAAAAGAUUCCGCUUUGAUGACUCAUUGCCCAGUCCCCAUGAACUCGUUUCAGAUUUGCUCUGUUAGCACUUUUCUCUUUGACUUAUUUGGACUGAAUUUGAAAUUUGAAAUCCACUCUAGUGUGAGAUUGUGGUUUGUAGCUUCAUAUGUGGUAUGUUUAUAAUGUAAAUGCACUUUUGCAUAGAAUUUAGGGAAAUGUUUUAAUGCUAAAUUACUAGUUACUAGCAUAAUUUCAUUUCCUAUCUUUAGAUCUCAAUUCUGCACAGAAGAAAAUAUUUAAAUAUAUGACAAAAAAUAAAAUUGUGCGUGUGAGUUUACAUGUUAAUAAAAUAAUUCAAGUUCAAGUGGAUUUAUCAAAAUGUUUUGCCUAUCAGGAAAAAAAAGCAAUUUGGUUUAUAUUAUAGUUAAUGUAAACUGAACAAAUGAAGACAUUUGAACUUAAAGGUUCUCCAAGGUUAAGUCCUAUCUAUACCAUGCCUCCAUUGACAGUUUUGUUUAGGAUAUCAGUGUCAAGUUUGAGCAAGAAUAUAUACUAUUUUAUAGAUUCUCAAGAGAUAUUUUACAUUUGAAAAUGUUUUUCAAUCACAAAUACUUCAAAACUGCCUAAGACUUCCAUUAUACAUCAUCUGCUCCUUUAACCAGAGCAGAGAGUUAGAAACCUCAUUAAGAAUAUUCCAUACAAGUUGGAGCAGGAAAAAAAGAGUAGAAUGGCAUUAUUUUUUAGCUCAGAUGUCUUUUGCCCACUCUCAAUAUACUACAGAUUAAUAAAAUGUAAAAGAUUGAGAGUCAAUAGUACAUAAAAUAGAGGAUUUUUACCUUCCAGAUUUUCUAGGUAGAAGAUACUUAGGUAAAACUGAAUGUGCUAUGUUUUUAGUCAGCCAAACAUAUUUCUUAACUGAAUGUAGAAGAAAAUGCUGACAGACUUAGUAACUUAAAGAAUUUUAGAUGUCUUCUAAGUCUUAGAAUAUAAGCCAGUCAUUUACAGUUCUAAAAGUAUGCGUAAAAAAUAUCACAGCACCAGUAGGACUAUUAAUACAAUGCCAGAGUCAGCAGUAGCACGGUGGGUGUGAUCAUAAAACAUGAUGACAUCAAGCUCUUCUAAAGUUCUUGUGUAAGAGUCCCAGUGAGUGAUGAGGCUCAGCAGAAGGUGAUCUCCAGUGGCCUUUAACAGUCUUUUGCUGAGACUAAUGCAGGUAAGAGUCUAGGGAGAGCAGAAUGUUUGGUCAGUGGCCAGUGACUAUGUUCAGUCCAAAUAGAGGGAAAUUUACUCCUUGUUGAUGACAUUCCACCUGGUGACUGUUAAAAAGUCUAAUAUUUAUCAUGUUAAGAUAGUUGUAACCUCAUGGCCAUGUUACUAUAUCAAGAGAAAUUGUAUUUUGACAAAAAAAAUCCUUGAGAUUUACUCCUUUGAAUUACAUAUUACUCUAAAACUUUUAACUUCUUGAAAUUUGGUAAGACUCCAAAUAAAAAAGUUUUAAUAACCAUCAGAUCACUUUAUUUGGCUAAAUGGUGAAUUCCUUUUACAUCUUAUACUUUUUAAAGGAAAAUUUAUAUCUACUUGUGCUUGUGUGCAUAGUUGUAUAUGUAUAUAUAUAGAUGUAUGUAUAUAUGUAUAGAUAGAUAAAAUAAAGUCUUUAGACAACUUUCUUUUAGAGGUUCUUUGCUCUAGUGUUUUGUGCUCAACUCAGGUGCCAAAGGAGUUCUCUUCUUGUGACAUGUAAAUAUACAUUUAAAUUCUUUAAGAAAUAGUUUGUUAGUUCAAUAAACUAGCCAUCACAGAAGCUAAAUUGGGCUCUUGUGUAUCAAAAACUGAUGAGUUUUUCUAAAUUGUUGAUUGUCCAUUUAAUGCCUUCAGUAUUAAGCUAAUGAAGGUAAAGUUUAGUGAGUCAUUGGAGAAAGAAAAGAUAAUUAGUUUUACAAAAGACCAUAUUAUGUUUUUAAAUUUCUAGAGGAAUUAUGUCAUACUAAAAAAUAAAAUGAAAUAUUUGAAUUUUGAUAAGCUAGUAAUAAAAAAAUUUUAUACUAUCUUUCUUUUGCUCUAAGAAAUCUUAAAACGGUUUAGGUUUCCCCUAGUUAAUAGAAUAUACAGAGUUGUAAAUUUUCAUACCUUUUUUUCUAAUAAGUUUUAUUGUAAAAAAGCAAGUGAUUGUGCAAACUGUACAGGAAUUCAAUUUUUUUCAUAAAGGUGGAUUUAAAUAUUUUUACUGAUUGAAAUGUGAAAGUAAACCAAUCUUUAGCAAGAACUUAAUAACAAAUUACUCAAUUCUUAACUCUUUUUUCCCAAGAUUGAAAACAAAUGUCUAUCAAAAUUCAUUAUAGUAGGAAUCUGGAGAGCCCCACUGAGAUGAAUAGAUGUUAGUAACAUUUAAAUGCACCUAAAGAUGAAUGUUAAAUUAUGAUGAGUUUAUAACGUUUAAUCUGCUUUUUCGAUAGGUCCCUGAUUAGAUGGGAUUAAAAAAUAGAUGAGGUAUUGAUGCCAGUAACAGUUGUCAUUUUCUUUCCCUACAAUUAAUUUAACUUGAGCAGUAAAAUUAUAAUGGCACUUAAAAGAAGUGAGCAGUACCUGUUCCCCAGCCUGUAAUGAGAUAAGAUGCCUGUGCCAAAUACAGAUCAACACAUUGCUUCUUUUAUUUAAAGUCUUGCCAUAAAAAAGUCAUUAGUAAUAUAAUUGAUUUUCAUUAUGGCACAUGCUCCUUCUUUCAUAAAUAGCUUCGUUCUAAACAACACUUACAAAUGUUGAUAUUUUAUAACUUUACAUUUCUUCUGUUUAUUUUUGAAUUAUCAGUUUGAAAAUAAAUAUCUGACUUGAAAAGUUGUUCUGAUUCACUGUUGUGUAAAUAAUUAUACUUUGAUUUCAAAUUGUAUUAAAAUUAAAUGAUCUGAGCUCCAAUUUGGGGAGUAAUUAUCAACUUAUAAUGUUAUAAAAGUUUAAAGAACUUUGAACUGUAAUUGUAAAUUUCAUACAGUUACAACUGCCCUCCAUCCUAAUUUUCAUUAAAUAGUCAUGUUGCUUAAGACAUAUUGACCAACAUUAUUAUGAAUACUCCAGUAAUAAAACUUAGUAUGUUAACUUAAUGAUCCUUUUGUUUAAAAAUUAAAAAGCACUCUUUUA